AUUAUACUCCAACGUAUAAUUGUUUAGUUGAAUACAUUAAAAAAAAUGAAGAGGCAUAGGUUUCCUGAUCGGGAAGUAGGCGAGGUGGAGGUGGAGAGCAUCAACAUGGCCAACAUGUUGAUGUUCCUCUCGCGGGGCGACGGCGGUGGCGGUGGCAGCGGCUACGGCGGAGGCGAAACUGAUAGUAAUUCGCAAAGAGUGUUCGAGUGCAAGACGUGCGGGCGGAGAUUCCCGUCGUUCCAGGCGCUCGGCGGCCACCGCGCCAGCCACAAGAAGCCGAGGCUGUCGGGGGACUCUGCGGAGGCGGCGGAGGCCGCGGUCGCGAAGCCGAGGGUGCAUGAGUGCUCCAUUUGUGGGCUCGAGUUCGCUCUGGGCCAGGCGCUCGGCGGACACAUGCGACGGCACCGCGCUGCUGUGGCGGCGGCGGAGGAAGAGGUGGAAGGGUGUGGAAAUUUCAGAAUUGUUCUGGAAAAGAAACACGAACGCAAAGGAGAAGAUGAGAAACGGGGGUCGUGGCUCGACUUGGACCUCAACAUGGCGCCUCCGUUGGUGGAUUUCUUUCAUUAA
Ananas comosus (pineapple) is the source of this 567-nucleotide messenger RNA. RefSeq names its product zinc finger protein ZAT12-like. Lineage: Eukaryota; Viridiplantae; Streptophyta; Magnoliopsida; Poales; Bromeliaceae. The transcript has 2 exons. The record is from RefSeq and is a predicted model, not a curated record. Bases 46 to 567 code for a protein of 173 amino acids.